AUGAGCUCUGACGGAAUUCAGAUCACUAUCCCAGACUUUGAUGACGAAGAUUUUAGUUCGACUUCAAUUCCUUUUGGGAGAGUGCCAGGAACCUCUGGAUUUGGCUUUGGAGGAGGAUUGAGUUCUGGCCAGGAGUCUCCCACCGCGACGACGCCCAUUGCUCUUCCUGAACGCUCCGACCGAGGCUAUUUCCAUGCUCGCGGCGAUUCAGUUACCUCAGAGGACUCCAACUACUCCGCACGACACCCCACUCGGAAGGGGUCUAUGCCGUUUGUUCACACGCAGCAUUCGUCUCUUGCUAACUCUGCCGGCUCUCCUUUCACCAAAAAGACCUCGUUUGCGUCUAUCCGAAAUGCGUUCAAGAGCGGUAGCAAGUCCACUGAACCCCCUCCUAUGCCGCCUCUGGAUCAUGGCGUGUACCCGGUCUUGAAGAAUCCGUUCAAUCGAUCGAAUUCAUCCCUUGCGCAUGCGUCCGCGACAUCCUUCCGCAGGCCAUCCGAGAACAUGAGCCCUCCAUAUCCUCGACCUCCGACCCCAGGCUCUGUCGAGGCUCGAUCUGCGCGAGCGACCCCGGCAAAGACUAAGGGCCACGCUUAUGGUCGUUCACAGCAUUCUCAUUCGGGUUCCAUAUUUCAUACUUCGGAUGUCGGAAGCGAUCACGGGCAUGGUUUCACAAUUCCAUCAUCUCCUCCUCCUGUACCACCCGUGCCGAAUGGAUAUUUUGGAAGCUUUUCUCAGAGUGAGCUGCCACCAUAUGCAGAAGCAGAGGAGGAGAUUGUCUCGGUUGAUCCGCGCACGCCCUCGGAAUAUGCUCUGCAUGCUACUUUCUUCCGAUUCGCUACAUCAGCGGAGAUGAAGAUUGACGCCUUCUUGCGACAAGGGCUCGACCACGAGCCACCUCUUGCUGACUAUUUUGGCCCUGGGAUUGAUCCUGUGUUUGAUGACCUGUUGCAGACUCUCGGCCAAAUAGGACAGAAGCAUGCUAAGCCUGUUGUCAAUUCGAUAACGCGGUGGCGCCGCACGCAAAAGGAGGCUGUUUCUCCUGAUCUCUUGCGCCAUCACACAGGCCAGUCGCCAGCGACAUCCCGAGGUGUCCGACAUCUGGACACGUCUAUGAUACUGAACGAACGGAAGUCUCUGGCUUCCAUCUACAUCAUGUGCCGGGCACUUAUCGCUGUGAUGCAACCGUUGUCGAAAGAUGCUCUCGGCGAACAGAUGGGGUACAAGCUCGAAGAGACCAUGUUUGAGCAGUUUCGCAAACCCGACUUGAAGCUGCUGACCCAGAGCGCCAAUCAUAGGACGAAUGCAGAGCUUUAUGCCACGCUUUUGGGUCACUUGGCGAACACACGCUUUUCGAGUGUCACAGACCGUUUUCUGUCUGAGAUGGGCCCAGUUGCUUCCGGGCAUGUUCCAAAAGAUGGUGACAUGAAAUAUGAGAAUCUUGUACGUGGAUUGAAGCAUGUUCAGAUCAAGGUCUGGCCCCCAGAGUCGUUCGAGGAGGGGGCCGAAUUUAUGGAAGCAUUAGCGAAAUCUUUUGAGAAUGCGCAUGGCUUCCGAUUCAAGCUUGCCUUCGCGGAAACUCUGGUACAUCUGAUGCACCCCAUUGCUAAGACGGCCCAAGCUGAAGUGAAUCACCCUCAAUGGGCAAAGGCUAUAGAGAUUAUAUAUCCGAAAGCCAGGGACAUGGCUAGCAAACCUCGGUAUUGGCACGUGGCAUACCCUCUCGUCAUCGUCAGCCUUUGUGUUGCGCCGAACGAAUACUUCCUGCGCAAUUGGCAAACUUGUUUUGAGGCUAGUCUGACCAAGUUGAAAGAGAAACCGUUCCGCAUCCCAGUGAUGAACGGGAUGAUGCGCUUGGUCUGGACCUACAUGUUUCGCUGCCGAGAGUCUGCCUCGAACUCCACAUCCAAGAUGGAAAUAGUCUUAAAACAUUUCUUUCCUCCUAACAGAUUGCCCAUCUUCCCUCAAGAGGAUCACCUUGAGCCCUUCAUCUAUAUAGUACAUUUUGUCUUUGCGCGGCAUUUCGAUUUUGGAGCGGAGUUCACGUUGAAUCUUCUGCAGGAGCAAGCCAUGUCAACCCAGCCGCCCAACCCUUCGACGGUGCUAUCUCCAGAGCGAAUGGCUAUCGCGAUACAAGCCAUGUUACUCACCUUGCAUUUGAUGGAACGAGACGAGCCAAUUCCGGUUUGGCCUUCAAGCUCGGACUUCUCUGGAGCGCCAUCAUGGCAGGAUUAUCCCGCCUCCUCAGACUUUCUACCGUUGACCAUCCUAUCAAAGCCGGGAAUGCAGGAGUUCUAUGACAGGGUCGGGAUACUGCUGAGCUAUGUCGCCGCCACAUGUGCAAAUGCGGUGGGGCGAAUGUCGACUUUUGAUGAGCAGUGGUCUGUCACGCGCAUCAAUCCAUCCUACGACGAAACUCACAGCUACAUCAUUCGUCGACACCCUGAUGCAACUGUCGCGUAUCCUGCACAACUGGUUCCGCAGAUUAACUUAUUGCAAACCUGUUUUCAAUCCUGGCCUCGAAUUCUGCAUACCUCCCUACAAUUGGAUGACGCGGUUGACAUGCUGGUGCGGGGCGUCAUUCAUAUCGAACCCGCCGUUGCAGAGGCAGCUGUUCUUGCUCUGCGUCGGUUCAUGUCGAAUCCUCAAUAUGCUGACGCUGUCCUUCAAAAUUAUACCUCAUUUUUGUUUGACACUCCGCAUAUUGCGCAGGAAGGAUCAAGCUCAAAAUUGGUCAUUGAAAGCAAUCGCUUGCUGAACCUCUGGGUCGGUCUUCUCGAUGGAUGGGUACACGACCUUUUGCAGAGAAAAUCGGAGACUCUGUCGGACGAAGAGAUGGCGGCGGUUGCUUCAAGAAUUGAUGAGACAGAGGCAGGGGCUCUUUUUCUUUUGUGCCACGUAUCCCGCCCUGUUUACACCGUUGGGGUCAAGCUGCUGCGUAUGCUCGGCCUUCUAGUUGCCCAUCUAUGGCCUCAGCCGACGUCUCCUCAAAUAGCCUCGAUGGACGUCCGAAUUGUAGACAUACUUCAUGGGCGAAGCUCCAUCAAGAUUCCUCUUGACGGAUUCGACCACAUUUUGGACCCAGCUGAUCUGGAGCGCUUGAAGCAGUGGCGGGACUCCGGCAAGACUGAUGCAUAUCUACGGAUUGCAGACAGCGAAGAUUCACGCGAUCGUACCAUAUGGCAAUGGAUCUUUCCGGGGUUCAUGCACUCUUACAGCAGUGAUGGAGCGGAACACACACCGGCUACCGUAAACAUCCUCCGCGAGACACUGAUUGCUGCAGUAUCUCGCUUCCAUCCAACCAUUGCUGCUGUGGCAGGUCUUAAUGGUCGUAUGCCUUCUGGUCCAUCGUCACGAGGUCUAGCCAUCAAUGAAAAAGAGACUCGAACACCAGUCGAUAAUCGACAACUCACAGGGCAAUGGUACAUGUGGACGAAGGUUCUGUGUUCGAUUGCCUCGAUCGUAGACUAUCGUCCUGCUCUUGUCCAGCGGGAGCAUUCUCGUGCUCUUUCGGAGGUCAAUUUCGAGCGAGAAAGGUUAACAACAACACGUGGUUUGGUUCGGUAUCUCGCACCCUUCCUUGACUCCGAGCACUCCAUGUUCAGAGACGCGGCUGUGUUCUGUAUCAGCUCCUUACCAUCUCGAGGAUAUCCGCAGCUUCUUGAAGACCUUGGUCUGCUCGCCCAUCGCCAAUUAUUUGACGAUACAAGGAUGAAGUCUGGAGCCACGUCAGUCGCUGAACGAGGACGUCGACAAGAGCGGCUGUUCACUGCUGUGGCUCGUGUAUAUUUUCUUACUGCACACUACCUUCAAGAUCACCGCUCAAGCGGUCGAAAGGCAGCACUGUCCCCCAUUCUUCGGUUCGUGCGAAAUACACAGGCAUUCCUCACAUCCGCGGAUUGCCGCGAUCACUUCAAACUUCAGAAGCUGCGACGUUACUUCUGUGGGACAGUUGAGCGCUUAUUUGAUGGCCUCACCACGCUCUCCGAUACGGACCGCUUCAUACCGCCCAAUAUGCACUUGUCCCUCUUCCGUCUCUGUGAAGAGUGGUGUCAAGUUGGUCGUCAGUCGGAGUCUGUCAAGCAGCGCUUGAUCCUUAUGCAGAGGGCAGCCACGAAUGCCGUAGCUGACGCAUCAGAGAAGGGCGAAGCCGUAGCUGUCUUUCAAAAGGAGACUAAGCUCUUGUCUAGGGCUGCCAUUGGCGCUAUGGCAUCCCUAUGUUCCAAAGCCUACUUUCCCCCUGAUGUAUCUUCUGGCUCACCAACGGACCAAGCAGGCACAGAAUAUUUCAGAGCAUUGGAGCCUAUAACGACAUUGGAUAGACUCCAUAGCGUCUUGGCUUCACUUGAUAUCUCCGUGCAGACCAGUGGAAAGAAAGCCCUAAGAACACUUCUAGCAUGCAGCGACAGAGAUCCUGGUCUGGUCAAUGAAGCCAUGCGGAAGGCCUUUGUUACGGUCAAGGACAUCGACACCAGCAAUGUUCGCUUCUUCGAAGUCGUUGCAGACGUUAUUUGCAGCUCUCAAGGCCAUGGAUUUCGCUUUGAUCAAAUCGUAUGUCUAGGCCUGUAUAACCUGUGUCACCCAGCCCUCCAUGUGCGGACCUCCGCUUUGAACAUUCUGGAGUUCAUCCACGAGGAGUCUUACGGAAUGCUAUCCAUGGCUCAAUUUGAGGCUGCGAUCGGUAGCCCCGCCCCAAGCACAUAUCUCCAUGCACACCGUCUUAUCUCGGAUGUCCUGGCCGGAGAGCAUCCAAACGAAGCAAUGGGCGUUCUUUCUCAAUUCGCAACUUGGUUACCUCAGUUCUUUGAGGCAUCAAACUCACCACUCCUCCUCCUUCAGAGCCUAGAAUAUUGGAGUCCUAACAUCAAUCUGAUGACCGAUGAUAGGUCUGGCCUGUCACGAGAAGGGCGAACUGCUCUUUAUCAUCUCAUGUCAUUCACGCUGCGCUAUGCGGAGAACUACGCUGAACAAAUCCAAAUGCUCUGGACCCGAUUGGUGGAUGCACCAUAUCAAUCGAAUGGUCAUGCGACAAUCCGUUUUCUACUUGAACAAUCCCAAAAAGUUGCCAGCAUCACCUAUAUCCAGUGUGCAUCCAGAGUUGUUGCCUGUCUGUCGCAGUCGGGAAUCGGGCGACAAGUGGUUGAAGAUCUUUGCAGUGUCAUAGAGCCUGCUCGCAUGCUUCCUGACAUAGAGCACAAGUUGGCAUUCCCUGACGCGGACGACAUGGAGCUAUGGUCUGAUCUAGACGUCCUUUUUGCCGAACAUCCACGUCUAUCACUAGGCGCUGGACAAUACGCUCUUCUAUUCCUUUCGGAUGUGGCAUUGGAACGCCUCUGGGAGUUUCACGCCGAGUUACCGAUCAUACUUCAUGCAAUUUGUGUCCAUUUGGAUCAUCGUCUAAUUUUUGUCCGUGACCAUGCGAAGCAUAUGCUUUUUCAACUAUUGCGCUCAUGGAUACCAGGAUAUGAUGAAGCCUCUGAUAGGGGUCUCUAUCCCACUCGGAACGCGCUCAAAUCCGCCAUCAGAGACCUAGAGCAGGACAUGGAGCGAAAGCUCUGGAAGGAGGACGAGAAUAGCGCCCAAUCGGGGCCGAAGAUGCAUUGGCUUUGUGCUCGAUUGUUGAGUCUUCUGGAGCCAUUGCAUCCUGGUCUUGCGCAGCAAUGGGGAUCUCUGGCCUUGUUAUGGGGCACAGCAUGCACGAUACGACCCAUAGCGUUUCGUUCUUUACAAAUUUUCCGCGCUCUCAGACCUUCCGCAACUCAAGCUGAUCUCGCACUUCUACUUGGAAGAUUGUCCAACACUGUUGCCGACCCUGACGAAAACAUUCAGUUAUUCACUGCCGAGCUCAUUCAGACGCUGAAUGUGUUGGUCGAGAGCGAGGAGUUAGACGUCUCACUCGUACCGCAGAUGUUCUGGUGCGCAUGUGCUUGUCUUUCUACGACAGUAGAGGUCGAGUUUCUGCAGGUUGUCACAUUUUUUGACUCCCUGCUAUCCCGUUUGAACUUGGACGACCAAAACACUGUGGAAUUCCUGCUCUCUCAACGUCCGCACGAUUGGAAAGGGUCCUCGUCUUUACAAUCCUCUUUGCUCAUCGGAUUGCGGUCAUCCAAGACCUUCGGUGCCACCAUAAAGCUUCUAGAACACCUAGCCAGGUUCACUGACAAUAGGCUGAUUGACCCGAGCGAGGGCCGUGUUCGUGAUCUGUAUACGAUUUCUUUGCCUUGGUGUCUCAGGGCCAUGGCAGACGAGACACACGACCCAGCUUUGGAAGAAUUUGCCACCAACGUUGGGUAUCUUGCCGAACAGGAGGGUCGGUCCAGUAUUGCCCGAAUCAUGACUUCCUUUGUCAAGGGCCGGUUCCGAACAAAGGAUGAUUUUCUCCGACAGUCCGUUUCCAGUCUACGAGAGCAUUACGGGGCUGAAAAUUGGACCGAAGUCGUCACACUUCUCGUCGGCCUCGUGCUAAAUCAAGAAAAAUGGCUUCGCGUCCAGUCACUGCAGAUUCUCAAGGUUCUAUUUCAGCAGCGAGAGACUAGGAACCCAGUGGAGCUUUUGGGAUCCGAGUUGUUGAUGCCACUAUUGCGGUUGCUAGAGACUGACCUCGCUGGGCGAGCUCUGGAAGUUUUAGAGGAGCCGAUGACUAUCUCUGGUGGUGGUCUUCCAGCCAAGCAAGUCCUCCGUAUGAGUAUGCAUAUGAACAUGCAUAUGAAGCCCAUUGCAAAGGAAGUUGACUCAGUGGCGGAUAUUUUUGGCAUGCCUGAGGAGUCCGGAUGGUGUGUCCCACGACCGGAUCAACUCAUGAAAAUGUGCCGCGCCAACGUCAUGGCCGUCUUCAACUCCUACAAUCUUCCUUCACGACCAUCCCGCAUCGAUUUUGAGCCUGAGGACAUCGAACGUCUGGCACCACCAGAUCCACUGGAUGAGGACUUGGGUGGCUUGGUUCAGAAUUUGCAUGAGCUGAGCACGUACUUCCAGGACGAUGAAGUUGAUCUCAAGGGAGCCACCUUACCUGUGAUGCCCAGUCACCAGCUCGAGGCACGAGUCGCUGCCAUCCUUGCCAAAUCGACGGAGAACAUGGCAGAUCUCCCGCAGACGCCCUUUGUUGAUGUCUUCCGUGUUGAUGACAUCGCAUCCUUCGCACCUAACGACUCUGAUGACAAUUCUGACUUUAGUUCUGAUUCAGAAGCAUUUGUUUUUGACUCUCCCUCCGCUCUUCGUCAGAUGCAGGGCGGGAAUGGCUCGAGACUUCAAUAA
This is a messenger RNA of Heterobasidion irregulare TC 32-1, 7254 nucleotides long. RefSeq lists its product as uncharacterized. The transcript is spliced from 9 exons. NCBI's taxonomy places the organism in Eukaryota, Fungi, Basidiomycota, Agaricomycetes, Russulales, Bondarzewiaceae. The record is from RefSeq and is a predicted model, not a curated record. Gene Ontology annotation, biological process: cell morphogenesis. Gene Ontology annotation, cellular component: site of polarized growth; cell cortex. Bases 1 to 7254 code for a protein of 2417 amino acids.